Ixodes scapularis (black-legged tick) is the source of this 1014-nucleotide messenger RNA. RefSeq lists its product as uncharacterized. The record is from RefSeq and is a predicted model, not a curated record. Gene Ontology annotation, molecular function: amine binding. The coding region runs from base 1 to 1014 and encodes 337 amino acids. Gene Ontology annotation, biological process: symbiont-mediated perturbation of host defenses. NCBI's taxonomy places the organism in Eukaryota, Metazoa, Arthropoda, Arachnida, Ixodida, Ixodidae. The transcript has 7 exons.
AUGCAGAAAGAAUACGUUGUAAUGGGCCUCAUGUGCGCAUUGUUGUUCGCUUUUUUCGCCGCGGCUGAGGCCUUGGAGCGAUGGACACCGAGCUUUCAAUGGACGGAGAAAAUGACCAUAAAAAACCCGGAAAACAGCCCUUACUUCAACUACCCAGAACUUGGGUCUCUGCAAGAUGCAUGGCAGGUCCUAGAAGAAACGUCAAAUGAUACGUAUUAUUUGUUGUUUCGCACCGACGUUCCCGUUGUUGGGAAAUGUAUCUCUGCAACAGUAAAUAUAUCAGACAAAAUGAACAAAACCGCAAAUUACACAAUAAUGAGUUACGAUCCGGAAUUCGAGGAAUACGAGAAUAUCACAAUACAAGUGAGAGCUUUGAAUCAAACUGACUACCCGCUUGAAAACGUUAUAAGGGCAAACUUCGAAGCCGGAAAACUACCAAAUGCUACUCCGGUUCCCCCAGGAAGCUACACCUACACUCUGUGGGAUAACUCCACCUCUUAUUUCAGAAGUACUCCCUUUCCUGAUAGAGGAAAUGCUGUAAAUCCUCGGCUGAGUGCACGAGACUAUGGUUAUUCUACGUGGAAUGUUCUAGAUGAAUUGUUCUACAAUCCGAAAAGAGCUGACUAUGCUGACAUGUAUGUCGUAUACAACGAGCCGCAAUGUUAUAUCCUUAGGAAUCCCGCAGCCAAAGGAGGAUGCGACUUGUGGCUGAGAAAAUCUGAGUUGAAAAGUAUAGUGGAUGACUUGAAAGAUGAGAUUAUAAAAAAAGAAGAAGAAAAACUGUAUGAGGAGCAUAAGAAGACAGUGGGAAUCGAUGAAAACUGCACUCCGACGAAAGGUCAAGAAGAACUUCUAAACGCUUUCAUAAAAGAUGGCAUUGAAAGAUGGUUUCAAGACAUCGUAUUGAAACAGAUUUCCCUCGAAUGCGUUCUCGCCUUCAUGAUAACCUGUGGAAAGCCAGUAUUGAGAGUUUACGAUCCGAUAACCUGUAAUACCUCACUAACAGGGCAAUAA